Messenger RNA from Torulaspora globosa, 1443 nucleotides. It is a transcript of the gene AVT2, whose product is annotated as Avt2p. The transcript has a single exon. Bases 1 to 1443 code for a protein of 480 amino acids. Gene Ontology annotation, molecular function: amino acid transmembrane transporter activity. Gene Ontology annotation, biological process: amino acid transmembrane transport. Lineage: Eukaryota; Fungi; Ascomycota; Saccharomycetes; Saccharomycetales; Saccharomycetaceae. Gene Ontology annotation, cellular component: endoplasmic reticulum. The record is from RefSeq and is a predicted model, not a curated record.
AUGGUUACGAGUGAAAUGCCUAGUGUAAAGGGUUAUUCUAAACUGAAUGAUAAUGAGGGAAGUCUGCCUACCGAAUUGGAAUUUGAAUUGACAGAUUUUGAUGUUGAACCAAUGAGGAAAGAGAACACUGUCGAACCAAGAUACAAUGAAGUUGAAGCAAAUUCGAAUGAACACAGCAUAGUGACAAAGCUGAUACGAGAAAAUGAAAAGAAGUCCACAAUGCGCUGGGCAUUUAUGAAUAUGGCAAAUAGCAUUCUAGGGGCAGGAGUGAUUGGACAACCAUUUGCAAUCAGGAACUGUGGUAUUAUUGGCGGAUUAAUGGCUUUCAUCGCCCUAUCUUUCCUUGUAGACUGGACUUUGAGACUCAUCGUUAUUAAUCUAACGGUAGCCAGUAAGAAAACAUAUCAAGACACUGUCGAGCAUGUUAUGGGACGGAAAGGCAGAUAUUUGGUGCUUUUUUCGAACGGACUCUUUGCUUUUGGUGGUUGUGUCGGGUUUUGCAUUAUUAUUGGAGAUACUAUUCCACAGGUUCUUAGAGCUUUCCUCGGUUCUUCUCACUUUCUUCUGAGAAGGAAUGUCAUCAUAACACUUGUUACGCUGUUUAUUUCGUACCCGCUUUCUUUGCAGAAGAACAUCGAGGCGCUCUCCAGGGCAUCGUUCUUAGCGCUCCUAAGCAUGGCUAUGAUUGUCUUCAGCGUCAUCAUCCGAGGGCCAAUGGUGGAAAGAACCUUAAAGGGCUCCAAACUGACUCUCGAAAAUAUUUUCUUUACGCCUAGAAUUUUUCGUGGUAUUUCGGUGAUAUCUUUUGCAUUGGUGUGCCACCAUAAUACCAGUUUCAUCUUCUUCUCAAUGAAAAACAGAAGUCUACAAAAAUUUUCCAGAUUGACACAUAUAAGUGUUUGCGUUUCAAUGAUUUUCUGCAUGGUUUUAGGUUACUCUGGUUACUCUGUGUUCAGAGACGCAACAAAAGGCAAUAUCCUCAACAAUUUUCCUGAAAACGAUAUAAUGAUCAACAUUGCUCGAUUGUGCUUCGGAUUUAACAUGCUCACAACAUUCCCAUUAGAGAUCUUUGUUUUGAGAGACGUGAUAGGGGCUCUUUUUAUAUCGCAAAACUCUACGGAUAAUGUUGAGUCUGACAGCAUGUCAGCGGUAAGGCAUUUUGUUAUAACAACGACGUGCGUCUUCUCAACGAUGUCAAUAGCUUUGACCACCUGCAAUUUGGGCGCAUUGUUCGAAUUGAUUGGCGCUACGACGGCUUCGACAAUGGCGUAUAUUUUGCCGCCUUACACAAAUCUAAUCUUGACAAAAGAAGCCAAGACUAUGCGACAGAAAACUCCUCAUUAUAUGUCAAUCGCUUUUGGAUUCCUUAUCAUGAUUGUUAGUAGCACUCAAACGAUAACCGAGUCUCUCAGAGAUGGAGAGCAAAAGCAUUGCAACUUUUAA